AUGGCUAACAGAAAACGUCAGUUUGCCAGAAUUGAAAAUGAAAGUGAUGUUUCCAUGGAAUUUGAAGAAAAACGAAGAAAUGGUCCCGAACUUUUUGAUGGUCCUCGUAUUAUUAGAAUGAUUGUUCUACUGGGAAAUACAAAUACUACUAAUUUAGAAUCAAAUUUGGAAAAUUUGGCUUAUGUUUGUAUUAAUAACAUCGAAGAUUUUCGUUUCCAAAUAUUAGAUACAUUGGGUGAAUGUACCGUUUAUACUCCUUACAAGCAUAAUAUAUAUUCUCCUGUUAUUGGAUUGUUAAAUGUAAAAGUUAGUGAAGUUGUAAAAGAGUAUUUGGAUAACAUGAUUAAGGAUAUUAAUGGUUUUUUGUAUAAUGGACAUUUUCAAUAUGCUUUAAAUAUUCUUUUAAUGCUCGCUGAAUUAGUUAAUGUUCAUGUUAUUUCUCCUAAAAAUUUUUUGUCUACCUUACAAUUUUAUCUUCUCCAAGCUAAAGAUGUAGAAGAUAGAGAACGAUCUGACUAUUGUGUCUAUUCUGUGAUGAAUUGUCUUCCAAUAUGUGCUUUAGAACUUUCUGAUAAUGAACCUGCUAUGUUUAUGGACCUUAUAUCACGUAUUGAGGAUUAUAUGAGUAAUCGUGAUAUAUCUUUUACUGAUUGUCUCAAAGUCUGGGAAGCAAGUGAAGUUAUAAAUCAGAAAGAAAAGUUACAAUCAUUAUGGGAUCAAAUUAAGAAUUUAGAAAAUAGGCAUUGGCGUGAUGAAGGAUUUUUAAGACAAUAUUAUGCUAAUUUUAGAAAUGAUUUUGAAACAUCUCCACUUCAUGAGCUAAAUCCAAUUGUUAUUCCUCAAUCAUCAUCAACACUUAUUUACCCUAGACCUCAAAUGAUUUUUAGAUUAUUUGAACCAGCUCACAUAAGUUCUAAUGAUCCACCUCUACCAAAAGUGGAAACAAUUGAUAGAUUUUUGUUGGAAGAUGCACUUAUUGCAAUUCUCGAACAACAUGUUUAUGACAGAAAAGCCUGUGCUGAAUCAAUGCUUUCAUAUAUAAAAAAAGCAGAUUAUCCAGUAACAUAUGUCAUUGUAGAAAUCAUUUUUAGACUUUUACUUACAUUACCAGAAUCACCUCAAAUUCAUGUAUUUUAUGGAAGUCUUUUUAUAGAAUGUUGCAAACUUCAGCCUAAUAAAAUGCCACAGGUUCUUGCUCUUGCAGCUGAACUUAUUUUUAGAAAUAUGAAUGAAAUGCAGGUUGCAUGUGUUGAUAGGUUAAUUGACUGGUUUUCAUAUCAUUUAUCAAAUUUCCAAUACAGAUGGACAUGGGGUGAUUGGCUCGAACAAGUAAAUUAUGAAUCAAAUUCUAUAAAGAAAUAUUUUCUUACAGAAGUUAUAAUCAAAUGUGUUCAAUUUGGUUAUUACGCAAGAAUUGUUGAAGCUUUACCUGAAGGAUGUCAACUCAUGCCUCCUCCACCUGAAUUUAACAAUAUUUUGAAAGAUUGUGAUGAAGAUACAUAUAAAAUUUCUCAUGAUUUAGCGGAGUCACUUAGCAAACGAAUAACAAACGAUGAAAUAUUAAAAUAUUUAACAAAAUCUGAUGAUGAUGAAAAUAUGGAUGGGGGUCAAUUAAAUGUAGCAACUGUUUAUGAUAGUGAAAAAAUUAAAAUGUUAAUGGCUACUUUAUUAGAUCUAGCUCAAAAUGCUUAUACUCAUAGUGUAACAUUCUUCUUGCGUUAUAGACCAGCUUUCUUGGAACUUGUUAGACAUGAUGCAGGCAUUCGUAGAAUUAUUUUAGAAUCAAUAUUUACAGCAUGGAAAUUUAAUCCACAAUUGAUUGAACUUUUAACUGAUAAAUUAUUAAAGAUGCAAAUUCUUGAUACAUAUUCUAUUGUAAAAUAUAUUCUAGAGUCACAGGAUUUGGCUGAUUAUGUUAAUAAGAAAUAUUUCCACCAUGUUUUGUAUCAAUCUAUUCAUAGGCUUUCUACUCAUGUAAGAAAUUUGACUAAUGACUAUGAAAAACUUAAAUCACAAAUAAAUAGUGUUGAAAGAAAAUUGCUUAAAAAAGAAGAUUCUAAUAUGGAUGAUGAUGGUACAGUGGAGGUUUGUGAUGAAAUUGAUAUUGAUUCACUUGAAAAUCCAGAAGAAUGGAUUAAUAAUCAAAGAAAUGUUUUAGAAGAAAAAGAAAAGUGUUUGUCUGAAAAUUCAAAUGUUUUGAAGAAUAUAUUAGAAGAAAUUGUUACUUAUUAUUCAUCUAAUUUGACUUCUAUUAACAAAGAAAGUGAUGAAAUUUUUUAUAAUUUUGUUAGUGAUUCAUUUAAAGAUUAUAAUCUUAAAGGUGUUAACAGUAAAAGUUCUACACCUUUUAGUGGAGAAUCUUCAAUACCUAAUUUUUCAAAAACUAAUAAUGAUAUUAAAAAUUCUUAUCAUGAACAAGAUAUAAAUGCAUUAACAAAUUCACAAAUAAUAUUUUUAAAUACAGUUACAAAUGUUCAAACUCCUGGAAUUCAAGGAUCAAAGAAUAUGUAUAAUAUGCCAGGAAAUCAAACACCAAGAAUUACAGCUCAAAAUAUAAGAGAAAUUGAUUGGACACAGGUUGAUAGAAGAAGUGAAGAAGGUUGGUGGCAUUUAUAUCCAUUUGGAGAACGGUAUUUUGAUCGUGAAUUAACACAUAGACCAUGGAUGGAUAAACAAAUUGAUCUUGAUUUUUUCUUUCCAUAUUAUGGUUUUAGAUUUAAUUAUACAUUUAUUUUUCAUGAAGGAUUUAUUGCAUUUUCACAUCCAUGGUAUAUUCAACCACCAUAUACUUAUCCUACACCACAGUGGCCUAAAAAACCUGAUCCAACAUUAAUUGCAGCAUUUAUGGCUGAUCAACAGAUGCAACAUGUUGGUGAUACAAGAAUUUCAAAUGUUUGGUUUAGAAUAGUUGAAAGACCAUAUCAAUUGAUUGGAUAUAAUACAUUGGAAACAGAUUUUACAGAUGAUACAGUUAGAUUAAGAAAUAAUCCACAAGAAAGGCAACCAUUAGGAGUUUAUUCAUAUGAUGAUCCUCGUUUUUAUAGAACUUAUCGUGGUCGACAAUUAAAAACUGAAAUGGGUAGACUUGAAGAUCCUGAAUUUCUUGAUAAAAUAACAAAUGAUAUUCGUGAAGGAAUGGUUGGAGCAAGAGGUUGGAAAGCUGAUUAUGCAUUAAUAAUUACAUGGGAAAGAAUGUCAUAUGGUGGAGCACCAAAAAUAACAAAUCUUGAUGAUUAUGAAAGAGCAAAAAGAUGGCAAAAUACCUAUCAAAUGGUUAUUGCAACUGAUGAGAUUCGUUCUUAUGUUAUGAUGAAUUAUGCUCAUAUAAAUUGGACUUCAUCAGCACAGGCAGGUGCAUUAACUGGUGGAAGGGGUGGUAAACAAAGUGCACUUGUAGGAUUCAAUGGUGGUAAUGGAACAGGAUGGUAUGAAUUACCUUAUUCUGCUGAAGGAAACUCUUAUAAAUUAGUUCAAUAUGGUAGUACACAAAUUGCAGGUAGAUGGUUAGCAAGAGUUGAUGAACAAAUACAGUAUGGUGGAUGUAGUAAUGAUUCAAGAGGACCAUUAGAAUUAUCACAACAAUAUGGAAAUAUGCUUGGUGGUAUAUCAUUAAAUGUUAGUGGACCUUGUUAUCGUAAUUUUGAUAUUAUAAAAUUACAAUUUGAUGAAAUAACAUUAGAUUGUGAAAGAAUUGAUAUGGUAAUUGCUCGAUGUGUUAUACCUGUUAAUUCUGUAUUUAAAAUUGGAUUAAUUGAAGUUAAGUUAUCUGUUGAUGGUGGUAAAAAUUAUCCUUGGUGGACAAAAUUUUAUAUUUUACAACCAGGAUUAUCACGUCGAAGGGUAAAUCUUAUUAAUGAUCCAAGAGAUAUUAAUAAUAAUUGGAAUAAUUUCAAUGCUCAAAAUUUAUCAUUAUCUUGGGAAUGGCAAAAUAUAACCUCAAAUCCUAAUGCCAUUGUUGAUAUUUCAUUAUAUGGUUAUUGGGAGGAUGUGGAAGGUCAUUCAUUGAAAAAAAUUGGCCAUUUGGCUAGAAAUUAUCCUAAUUCAGGACAAUAUACAUUUAAUCCAAGGUCAUUAAUGUUUGAUGAUGAAGCUGAUCCCGAAGCAUGGAGAUGGUAUUUUGGUGGUGUUGUUCAAGUUUCAAUAUCUGAUCCAUGGUUAGAAGAUCGUGGAGAUGGAAUUUACUGGAGUUCUCCAGUUUCAUUUGGAUGGUUUUAUCAUCAAAAAUGGGAAUAUGAAAAAGGUAAACUUUGGGCAUUAGAAAUAUGUCAAGAAUGGUUUGAUUAUGAUGGGAGAAGGGAAAAUUUUGCAAUGGAACUAGAACCAAAAAUACCUUGUCCAUGUACUUUAAAUCAGGCACUUGUUGAUUUUGGAAGAUUUACAUCAUUACCAGAUUGUGAUAUGGAUGGUGAUCAUAGAUGUUAUUAUACUCAAGGUGCUCAACAUUGUGUCUUAAGUACAUUCUCAGUUUGGACAGGUGCUGGGCAAGUUUGUUGUUAUGAUUAUGAAGGUUGGCUUAUGUUUUCUGAUGACUUUGAAUACAAUGACCAAUAUUUAAGAUUUUAUUCUCCUGGAGUUCCAUAUAGAGCACAUCCUUGGGGUAGUUAUCCAUACAAAAGACCUCCAUACGUUCCAACAUUAUCUAAUUUUUAUAAUGAUCUUCUCCCUUAUGAUUUUUGCUGUAAAUGGGCAGGUCAUUGUGAAUUUUAUUUCUGGCGAAGGCAAACUUCUAGUUGUCAAAUGUAUGAAGGUCCAUCUAUUGGAUUUAUUUAUGGAGGAUCACAUAUUGUGACAUUUGAUGGUAGAAGAUAUUCAUUUCAUGGUAAAGGAUAUUAUGUAUUAGUAAUGCAUAAAUCUAAGAAUCAUGAUUUAAUGAUUCAAGGUAGAUUAGAGCAACCACCAAAAACAAUAUGGGAAGAUGAAGUACGAUCAACAGUUGUUACUGGAAUUGCUGCAAGAGAUAAUGGAAGUUCAGUUGUUGAAGUUUUUGCUAGAAAAGACUUUAGAAGAUGGAGAUACAAAACUGAUGUUUAUGUUGAUGGUGUAAGGAUUUAUUUUGAUAUGCCAUGGAAAAAAAUUCAAACAUUCCAAGGUGUAACAAUAAGAAAUCCUCCAAGAAAUAUGAAUCAAAGUGACAUUGAUAUAAUGUUUACAACUGGAAUUGGAAUAAGAAUUCAGGAAUCAAGAGGAUUAUUAAAUAUCAUAAUAACAUUACCUCCAAAUUACAAGGAACAAAGUGUAAAUGAUUUCUUUUUAUUUGAUGAAAACUUUUCAAAUAUACAAAAUUUUAAUCCAACAAAUUUAGGUAAUUUAUCAGAACAUGAUAGAUGUAUGACUACAUAUAGAACUCAAGGAUUACUUGGAACAUAUAAUGAUAGAAUUGAAGAUGAAUUUACAACACCUGAUUGUAAAAUAAUAAGAGUUCCUUAUCCUCAAUCUGAGAGUGAUUCAAGAAAUUUAUACUAUAAUUUUGGUGAAAAAUGGCGUUUAGAUAAAAAUUUAGAUCUUCCAAUGUUAUUUAAUCCAGAUCGUAAACCAAUAUAUGAUCCAUUAAGUUUUGCAAAUCCACAAUUUGAACCAAUUUUUAAUCCAUGGUUAUAUACAAAUUCAACAUUCUAUGAACAAUUUAUUUUUUCAAGAGAGGAAGUAAAAGUAAUGUGUCAGGGUGAUAUAUCCUGUGAAUAUGAUUAUAUAAUGACUGGUAGGCGAGAAGUUGGUUUGACAACAUUAGACUACCAGAAACAAUAUACUCAUUUUAAAAGAAAAGGAGAAGUUAAACACCAGUCAUGUGGACCAUUAAUGAAAAAUCCUGGAGUAAUAAAAUAUCCACCAGGAAAUAAUUAUUUAGAGGGAGUAACAGUAACUUUUACAUGUACACCAGAAUAUUUUUUACAUGGUGAUCAAAUAAGAGAAUGUAAAAAUGGUACAUGGAGUAAAGGAUGGUGGGCAUGGUGUAGACUUCGCUCUGAAGAGAUUGCCUUAAAAUGGAUGACAGGAAUUUUAAGUUCAGUGGCAAUUUUACUUGCAUUAAUGUUAAUCUUUUGUCUUUGCCAUAAAAUUGGUAGAGCUAGACAAAUUGCAUUGAUAGAAGCACACUAUGGGCAUAAAGAAGAUAGAGAGAAAAUUAUAAUCUCACCAAAAUCUUUUAUUUCUAAUAAAUUUGAUGGAAUUUUAUCACCUAAAAUUAUUGAAAAUAAAAAUGAAAUAUAUACUGAUAAUAAUAAUAAUAAUAAUAUAACUAUUGCUGGUUAUAAUACUUCUGUUUAA
Molecule: messenger RNA, 6264 nt
Organism: Strongyloides ratti
Lineage: Eukaryota; Metazoa; Nematoda; Chromadorea; Rhabditida; Strongyloididae
Product: Protein mesh
Exons: 7
Coding region: 1-6264 (2087 amino acids)
Biological process (GO): cell-matrix adhesion; mRNA export from nucleus; nuclear-transcribed mRNA catabolic process, nonsense-mediated decay
Cellular component (GO): nucleus; nuclear cap binding complex
Molecular function (GO): protein binding; RNA cap binding; mRNA binding
Source: RefSeq, a predicted model, not a curated record